Molecule: messenger RNA, 15861 nt
Organism: Suricata suricatta (meerkat)
Lineage: Eukaryota; Metazoa; Chordata; Mammalia; Carnivora; Herpestidae
Gene: BSN
Product: bassoon presynaptic cytomatrix protein
Exons: 13
Coding region: 1-11859 (3952 amino acids)
Biological process (GO): presynaptic active zone assembly; protein localization to synapse
Cellular component (GO): glutamatergic synapse; GABA-ergic synapse; cytoskeleton of presynaptic active zone
Molecular function (GO): structural constituent of presynaptic active zone; metal ion binding
Source: RefSeq, a predicted model, not a curated record
AUGCGCAUGCGCAGCGGCAAGCGGCGGCGCGAGCCGAGCUGGGAGAUGGCGGCGGCGCACCUGCUGGCGGCGGACAGCUCCCCGCUGCUGGCGCGGCGAGGGCGACCGUGGGACCACCGGGCCCAGGUCCUGGCCCAGGCCCCAGCCCGGGCCCCGGCCCAGGUCCCGGCAGUGGAGACCUUUAUUAAGGAGGGCCGCCUGAGGAGGCCCAGGGCUAUCCCAGCCAUCCUGGUCCCUAUGGGACUCGCAUCCAAGGAUGUGUCACAGACGGAGCUACUGCAUCUCCUGCAGGAGAUGGGUAGAUCUUUCGUUUCCCGGAGACUGGACCCCAAGGAGCCCCCGGGUAGCCAGAGAGCAGCUUCCCCAACCCCGAAGCAGGCUUCUGCUACUGCUCCCGGCCGUGAGAGCCCCCGGGAGAUGAGGGCACAGGGCCCAGCAGGCCAGGAGGCUGAUGGCCCACGCAGGACGCUGCAGGUAGACAGCAGGACGCAGAGAUCAGGGCGGUCCCCCUCUGUGUCACCGGACAGAGGCAGCACCCCCACAUCACCCUACUCCGUUCCCCAGAUCGCUCCCCUUCCCAGCAGCACGCUGUGUCCCAUAUGUAAGACCUCGGACCUCACGUCGACCCCCAGCCAGCCAAACUUCAACACCUGCACCCAGUGUCACAACAAGGUCUGCAACCAGUGUGGGUUCAACCCCAACCCUCACCUCACCCAGGUGAAGGAGUGGCUCUGUCUGAACUGCCAGAUGCAGAGGGCUCUGGGGAUGGACAUGACCACUGCGCCUCGCUCCAAGAGCCAGCAGCAGCUGCACUCCCCGGCCCUGUCUCCUGCCCAGUCCCCAGCCAAACAGCCCCUGGGGAAGCCAGAGCAAGAGAGAUCACAGGGCCCGGGGGCACCACAGCCAGGCCUCCGCCAGGCUGAGACAGCCAGGGCCACCUCAGUGCCGGGGCCUGCCCAAGCAGCUGCCCCUCCAGAGGUGGGGAGGGCGUCUCCUCAGCCCCCUCUCCCCAUCAAGCCUUCCACAACGGAUUCCAGGCCACCUGCAGGAGAGGCCCUGGCCAAAAGUGCCACCACAGUGCCCUCUGGGCCUGGUGCUGCUGAGCAGACCCAGGAGGGCCUCACUGGGAAGCUCUUCGGCCUUGGAGCAUCACUGCUGACCCAAGCAAGUACCCUCAUGUCUGUGCAGCCUGAGGCUGAGCCCCAGGGCCAAGUGGCCCCCAGCAAAGGGCCACCUAAGAUUGUCUUCAGUGAUGCCAGCAAGGAGGCUGGCCCGAGACCCUCAGGCUCAGGGCCUGGGCCUGGGCCAGCACCUGGAGCCAAAACUGAGCCUGGAGCCAGACCAGGUCCUGGAUCGGGCCCUGGAGCCCUGGCAAGAACUGGGGGAACAUCCAGUCCAAAGCAUGGCAGAGCGGAACACCAGGCAGCAACCAAGGCUACUGCCAAGCCAAAGACCACGCCGAAGGAAAGGGCCACCUGCCCACUGUGCCAAGCUGAGCUCAACGUGGGCAGCAAGGGCCCAGCCAACUAUAACACCUGCACCACCUGCAAGCUGCAGGUGUGCAACCUGUGUGGCUUCAACCCAACACCUCACCUGGUAGAGAAAACCGAGUGGCUGUGUCUGAACUGCCAAACUAAGCGGCUACUAGAGGGCAGCCUGGGAGAGCCGACCCACCUGCCGCUGCCCACCUCACAGCAGCCCCCCUCAGGGGCCCCUCUCCAUGCAACUGGAGCGGCCCCUCCGAAGCAGAAAGGGCCACAGGGGCUGGGCCAGCCAUCAGGCCCCCUGCCUGCCAAGGCCAGUCCCCUGCCCACCAAGGCUAGUCCCCAGGCCAAGCCCCUCAAGGCUUCUGAACCCAGCAGGACCCUGAGCAGUGCCCAGGAAAAGAAGACAGGAAUCCCAGCUAAAGCUGAGCCUGGGCCAAAACCACCUCCAGAGACUACUCUGCCCCCUGGGACUCCUAAAGCAAAGACGGGGGCCCGGAGGACUGAACCUGCCACGCCUGUUGUCAAGGCUGUUUCAGAAGCCCCCAAGGGUGGGGAAGCAGAGGAGUUGGCAGGCAAGCCUUAUUCUCAGGACCUGUCUCGGAGCCCACAGAGCCUCAGUGACACAGGCUAUUCCUCUGAUGGCAUCUCCAGCUCCCAGAGCGAGAUCACAGGAGUUGUACAGCAGGAGGUGGAGCAGCUGGACAGCGCAGGGGUGACAGGGCCUCGCCCACCCAGCCCCUCAGAGCUCCACAAGGUGGGGAGCAGCAUGCGGCCUUCACUGGAGGCCCAGGGCCCAGCCCCCCGGGGUGAGCAGAGUAAGCCACCCAGGAGCAGUGGUGAGGAGCAGAAACAGAGGCCCCACUCCUUGUCCAUCAUGCCUGAGGCCUACGACUCCGAUGAGGAGCUGGAGGAUAUCUUGGAGGAAGAGGAAGACUCUCUGGAGUGGAAGCGCCAGAGGGAGCAGCAGGACACAGCCGAGUCAUCAGAUGACUUUGGCAGCCAGUUGAGGCAUGACUACGUGGAGGACAGCAGUGAGGGUGGCCUGUCCCCUCUCCCACCCCAGCCCCCAGCCCGGGCAGCAGAAUUGACCGAUGAAGAGUUCAUGCGACGGCAGAUAUUGGAGAUGAGCGCCGAGGAAGACAACCUGGAAGAGGAUGACGUCACCACUUCUGGGCAUGGCCUGGCCAAACAUGGUGCCCAGAAGAGUGGCCCCAGGUCCCGGCCUGAGCCCAGCCAAGACCCAACGGCACUGCCCAAGAGACGUCUGCCUCACAACGCCACCACAGGCUAUGAGGAACUGCUCUCCGAGGGAGGCCCAGCCGAGGCUAGUGAUGGCACUGGGGCCCUGCAGGGGGGGCUCCGCCGCUUCAAGACCAUUGAGCUCAAUAGCACAGGCAGCUAUGGCCACGAGCUGGACCUGGGCCAAGGUCCCGAUGCCAGCCUGGAGCGGGAGCCGGAGUUGGAAAUGGAGAGCCUGACAGGCUCCCCGGAGGACCGCUCUCGCGGGGAGCACUCCUCCACGCUGCCUGCUUCCACACCCAGCUACACUUCGGGCACCUCUCCCACCUCCCUGUCCUCCCUGGAGGAGGACAGCGACAGCAGCCCCAGCCGCCGGCAGCGACUAGAAGAAGCAAAGCAGCAGCGCAAGGCCCGGCACCGUUCACAUGGGCCCCUGCUGCCCACCAUCGAGGACUCCUCGGAGGAGGAGGAGCUGCGGGAGGAGGAGGAGCUGCUGCGGGAGCAGGAGAAGAUGCGGGAGGUGGAACAGCAGCGUAUCCGCAGCACGGCCCGCAAGACACGGCGAGACAAGGAAGAACUGCGGGCCCAGCGGCGGCGCGAGCGCUCCAAGACCCCCCCAAGCAACCUGUCACCCAUCGAGGAUGCCUCCCCAACUGAGGAGCUAAGGCAGGCGGCUGAAAUGGAGGAGCUGCAUCGUUCCUCCUGCUCCGAGUACUCGCCUUCCCCUUCCCUCGACUCAGAGGCUGAAGCUCUGGAUGGUGGUCCCACCCGGCUCUACAAGUCAGGCAGUGAGUACAACCUGCCCACCUUCAUGUCCCUCUACUCGCCAACUGAGCCGCCCUCAGGCAGCUCCACCACUCCCAGCUCCGGCCGGCCCCUCAAGAGCGCCGAGGAGGCCUAUGAGGAGAUGAUGCGCAAGGCCGAGCUGCUCCAGCGGCAACAGGGCCAGGUGGCAGGUGGCCCCUCUCAGCCCACUGGCGCCCGGAGCCAGGGCACCUUUGAGUACCAGGACACCCCAGACCAGGACUAUGGCAGGGCUGCACAGCCUGCCUCUGAGGGUACACCAGCCAGCCUGGGGGCAGCCGUGUAUGAGGAGAUCCUUCAGACAUCACAGAGCAUUGCCCGCAUGCGGCAGGCCUCCUCCCGGGACUUGGCCUUCGUGGAGGAUAAGAAGAAGGAGAAACAGUUUCUGAAUGCCGACAGUGCGUACAUGGACCCAAUGAAGCAAAAUGGCGGCCCACUCACCCCUGGUACCAGUCCCACCCAGCUCGCUGCCCCUGUGUCCUUCUCCACCUCCACCUCCUCAGAUAGCAGUGGUGGCCGAGUCAUUCCCGAUGUCCGUGUUACUCAGCAUUUUGCAAAGGAGCCUCAGGACCCCCUCAAGCUUCACAGCUCUCCUGCCUCCCCCAGCUCUGCCUCCAAGGAGGUAGGCAUAUCCUUUUCCCAGGGCCCUGGCACCCCAGCCACCACAGCCGUGGCUCCUUGUCCAGCCGGCCUGUCACGAGGUUAUAUGACUCCAACCUCCCCUGCAGGCUCUGAGCGUAGCCCUUCACCGUCUGCUGUAGGCCACAGCUAUGGACAGAGCCCAGCCACUGCAAGCUAUGGGUCCCAAACUGAGGAGCUACCCCAGGCCCUCAGUGGCCCCACUGCCAGCGGACGGGCUGCCAGAGACAAGCCCCUGAGUGUGAGUGAUGGCGAGAGUGGCCCCCCCAAGGCCUCCCGGGGGUAUUCCUACUUCGCAGGCUCCAGCCCACCUCUCUCUCCAUCUUCUCCCUCAGAGAGUCCCACAUUCUCCCCUGGCAAGCUGGGUCCCAGGGCCACAGCCGAGUUCUCUACACAGACGCCAAGCCCAACCCUUGCCUCGGACAUGCCUCGGAGCCCUGGUGCCGCGACCCCAACACCCAUGGUGGCUCAGGGCACACAAACACCACACCGACCCAGCACACCUCACCUGGUGUGGCAGCAGCCCGCUCAGGAGGCCCCCUUCAUGGUCAUCACCCUGGCAUCAGAUGCCUCCAGCCAGACCAGGAUGGUACAUGCCAGUGCCUCCACCUCCCCAGUGUGUUCGCCCACUGACACCCAGCCCACCACCCACAGCUAUAGCCAGACAAUACCUCCGAGUGUGUCCCAGCUGCCCCCAGAGCCACCUGGGCCGCCUGGCUUCCCACGGGCACCCAGUGCUGGCACAGAUGGGCCCUUGGCAGUCUAUGGCUGGGGUACCCUCCCUGCUGAGAACAUCUCCCUGUGCCGGAUCUCCUCUGUCCCUGGAACGUCUAGGGUGGAGCCAGGCCCUAGACCUCCGGGCAGUGCCGUGGUAGACCUUCGCACAGCUGUCAAGCCUACUCCCAUCAUCCUUACUGACCAGGGCAUGGACCUGACCUCUCUUGCCGCGGAAGCAAGGAAGUAUGGCCUUGCCCUGGAUCCAAUUCCAGGACGGCAGUCGACUGCUGUGCAACCUUUGGUCAUCAACCUCAAUGCCCAGGAGCAGACCCAUGCCUUCCUCAGCACCGCCACCACCGUGAGCAUCACCAUGGCCUCAUCUGUGCUCAUGGCUCAGCAAAAGCAGCCUGUGGUCUAUGGAGACCCCUUCCAGAGCCGGCUUGACUUUGGCCAGGGUGCGGGUAGCCCUGUGUGUCUGGCCCAGGUCAAGCAGGUAGAGCAGGCAGUCCAGACAGCCCCGUACCGAGGUGGGCCCCGUGGAAGACCUAGAGAGGCCAAGUUUGCCAGGUAUAACCUGCCCAACCAGGUAGUAGCACCUCUGGCCAGAAGGGACGUUUUAAUCACUCAGAUGGGCAGUGCGCAGAGUGUUGGCCUCAAAUCAGGCCCAGUGCCAGAGCCUGGUGCUGAACCCUACCGGGCUGCCCCCACAGAGCUGCGGUCACACGCUGCUCCAGGUGCCAGGAAGCCACACACAGUGGUGGUGCAGAUGGGAGAGGGCACGGCAGGCACUGUGACCACACUGCUCCCAGAGGAACCUGCAGGUGCCCUGGACCUCACUGGGAUGAGGCCUGAGAGCCAGAUGGCAUGCUGUGACAUGGUCUACAAGUUCCCCUUUGGCAGUAGCUGCACAGGCACCUUCCACCCCACCCCUAGUGCUCCUGAGAAGAGUGUGUCAGACGUUGCCCUACCUGGCCAGAGCAGCGGUCCCUUCUACAGUCCCCGGGACCCUGAGCCUCCCGAGCCCGCCACCUACCGGGCACAGGGGGUAGUGGGGCCUGGGCCCCAAGAGGAGCAGAGGCCCUACCCACAGGGCCUUCAUGGCAGGCUCUACUCUUCCAUGUCUGACACCAAUUUGGCUGAGGCUAGCCUCAACUACCAUGCCCACAGGAUUGGGCAGCUCUUCCAGGGCCCGGGACGAGACUCGGCUGUGGAUCUCAGCUCGCUGAAGCACUCCUACAGCCUGGGCUUUGUGGAUGGACGCUACCUUGGGCAGGGCUUGCAGUAUGGCUCGUACACAGACCUGCGUCAUCCCACAGACGUUUUGACUCACCCACUUCCCAUGAGGCGCUACAGUUCAGUGUCAAACAUCUACUCAGACCACAGGUAUGGCCCACGGGGAGAUGCAGCUGGCUUCCAGGAGGCCAGUUUGGCCCAGUACAGUGCUACCACUGCCCGUGAGAUCAGCCGCAUGUGUGCUGCCCUCAACUCCAUGGACCAGUAUGGAGGGCGGCAUGGCAGUGGUGGUGGUGGCCCUGACCUCAUGCAGUAUCAACCCCAGCCUGGGCCUGGGCUCAGUGCCCCCCAAGGUCUGGCUCCCCUCAGACCCGGCCUCCUUGGGAACCCCACCUUCCCAGAGGGCCACCCAAGUCCCGGGAACCUGGCCCAGUACAGGCCUACAGUAGGCCAGGGAACAGCAGUGAGACAGCUGCUGCCAUCCACAGCCACUGUGCGUGCAGCUGACGGCAUGAUCUACUCAACUAUCAACACUCCAAUUGCUGCAACACUGCCCAUAACCACCCAGCCCGCCUCAGUACUGCGGCCCAUGGUGCGCCGUGGCAUGUACAGGCCUUACAUGUCUGGUGGGGUCACAGCCGUGCCGCUCACCAGCCUGACACGCAUGCCUGUGAUUGCCCCCCGGAUACCUCUUGGGCCCACAGGGCUGUACCGAUAUCCUGCACCAAGUAGAUUCCCCGCUGCUCCCAGCAUUCCACCUGCUGAGGGCCCUGUCUACCUGGGGAAACCUUCUGCUGCUAAGGCCGUGGGUGCUGGGGGUCCACCAAGGCCAGAGCUGCCAGCAGGGGCAGUUCGGGAAGAGCCUCUUUCCACAGCCACCCCUGCUACCGUCAAGGAGGCUGUAGCAGCCCCAGCCCCAGCCUCAGCCCCUCCUGCCGGACAGAAGCCACCCGUAGAUGCUGCUCCAGGGGGCGGCAGCGGGGUCCUCAGCCGGCCAGGGCUGGAGAAGGAGGAAGCUGCGCAGGAGGAGCGACAGCGGAAACAGCAGGAGCAGUUGCUGCAGCUGGAGCGGGAGCGGGUGGAGCUGGAGAAGCUGCGGCAGCUGCGGCUGCAGGAGGAGCUGGAGCGGGAGCGGGUGGAGCUGCAGCGGCACCGUGAGGAAGAGCAGCUCCUGGUACAGCGCGAGCUGCAGGAGCUGCAGACCAUUAAGCACCAUGUGCUGCAGCAGCAACAGGAGGAGCGGCAGGCCCAGUUCGCCUUGCAGCGGGAGCAGCUGGCACAGCAGCGCUUGCAGCUGGAGCAGAUUCAGCAGCUGCAGCAGCAGCUGCAACAGCAGCUAGAGGAACAGAAGCAGCGACAGAAGGCCCCCUUCCCUGUGGCCUGCGAAGCACCUGGCCGAGGGCCUCCCCAAGCCGCUGCGGAGCUGGCUCAGAAUGGCCAGUACUGGCCACCCCUGACCCACACCACUUUCAUCGCUGUGGCAGGGCCGGAGGGGCCUGGGCAGCCUCGGGAGCCCGGGCUGCAUCGGGGCCUCCCCAGCUCUGCCUCGGACAUGUCACUGCAGACGGAGGAGCCAUGGGAGGCAGGCCGCAGCGGCAUCAAGAAGCGGCACUCUAUGCCUCGCCUGCGGGAUGCCUGCGAGCCAGAGUCGGGGCCCGAGCCCUGCACGGUAAGGAGGAUUGCAGACAGCAGCGUGCAGACAGACGACGAGGAUGGGGAGGGCCGCUACCUCCUGACCCGGCGGCGCCGGGUGCGGCGGAGCACAGACUGCAGCGUGCAGACGGACGACGAGGACAGUGCUGAGUGGGAGCAGCCAGUGCGCCGCCGCCGGUCGAGGCUCUCUCGCCACUCAGAUUCCGGCUCCGACAGCAAGCAUGAUGCUGCUGCCUCGUCGUCCCCUGCGACUGCUGCUGCAAGGGCCAUGAGCAGCGUGGGCAUCCAGACCAUCAGUGACUGCUCUGUGCAGACAGAACCUGACCAGCUGCCCAGAGUCUCUCCAGCCAUCCACAUCACAGCCGCUGUCGACCCCAAGGUGGAGAUCGUCAGGUACAUCUCGGCGCCAGAGAAGACUGGGCGCGGGGAGAGCCUGGCCUGCCAGACGGAGCCCGAGGGGCAGGCCCAGGGUGUGGUUGGGCCGCAGCUUGUGGGGCCAACCGCCAUCAGUCCCUACCUGCCUGGCAUCCAGAUCGUCACCCCAGGGCCCCUUGGCAGAUUCGAAAAAAAGAAGCCAGAUCCCCUGGAGAUUGGGUACCAGGCUCAGCUGCCCCCGGAGUCCCUGUCACAGCUCAUGAGCCGCCAGCCUCCUAAGUCUCCCCAGGUCCUCUACUCACCGGUCUCACCCCUGUCCCCACACCGGCUCCUGGACACCUCCUUUGCUUCCAGUGAGAGGCUGAACAAGGCUCACGUGAGUCCCCAGAAGCACUUCACCGCUGACAGCGCUCUCCGCCAGCAGACGCUGCCUCGCCCCAUGAAGACCCUGCAGCGGUCCUUGUCCGACCCUAAGCCCCUCAGCCCCACCGCCGAGGAGUCUACCAAAGAGAGGUUCUCCCUCUACCAGCACCAGGGGGGACUGGGUAGCCAGGUGUCGGCGCUGCCACCCAACGGCCUGGUCCGCAAGGUGAAGCGGACACUGCCCAGCCCCCCUCCAGAGGAGGCUCACCUGCCCCUGGCUGGCCAGGCCCCCCCACAGCUGUAUGCAGCCAGCCUGCUGCAGCAUGGGCUGGCGGGGCCCACCGCUGUCCCUGCCACCAAGGCCAGCCUGCUCCGGGAGCUGGACCGGGACCUGCGGCUGGUGGAGCAUGAGUCCACCAAGCUGCGCAAGAAGCAAGCAGAGCUGGACGAGGAGGAGAAGGAGAUUGACGCCAAGCUCAAGUACCUGGAGCUGGGUAUCACACAGCGUAAAGAGUCUUUGGCCAAAGACCGAGGUGGCCGUGACUACCCACCCUUGCGUGGUCUCGGUGAGCAUCGUGACUACUUGUCAGACAGCGAGCUCAACCAGCUGCGGCUCCAGGGCUGUGCCACUCCUGCUGGCCAGUAUGCAGACUUCCCUGUCACCGCCACUGCUCCUGCCACCCCCUCUGUCCCCACUGCCUUCCAACAGCCCCGAUUCCCACCUCCAGCCCCACAGUACACUGCAGGCAGUGGUGGGCCAACUCAGAAUGGAUUCCCAGCCCACCAACCACCCACCUACCCUGGCCCCGGCACAUACCCGGCACCUGCCUUUCCUCCUGGUACCAGUUACCCGACUGAGCCUAGCCUGCCAAGCCAGCAGGCUUUCCGUCCCACAGGCCAUUAUACAGCCCAAACACCCAUGCCAACCACCCAGAGCACUCUUUUCCCAGUCCCAGCUGACAGCCGUGCCCCCCACCAGAAGCCACGCCAGACGUCAUUAGCUGACUUGGAACAGAAGGUACCCACUAACUAUGAGGUGAUCGCCAGCCCAGUCGUGGCCAUGUCUUCAGCCCCACCUGAAACCAGCUAUAGUGGCCCAGCAGUAAGCAGCAGCUAUGAGCAAGGCAAGGCUGCUGAGCUGCCCCGGGCCGGUGACCGUAGCAGUGUGAGCCUGAGCUCAGUCUCCACCUACCCCUCUGACUCCCAUUACACCAGCCUAGAGCAGAAUGUCCCUCGAAACUAUGUGAUGAUUGACGACAUCAGUGAGCUGACCAAGGACAGCACCUCCACUGUCCCUGAUAGCCAGCAACUGGAGCCGCUGGGGCCAAGCAGCAGCAGGCGUCCAGGGAAAGAGCCGGGAGAACCCGGCAUCCUUGAGGGGACUGCAUUGCCCUGCUGCUACACCAGAGGGGAGGAGGAAUCUGAGGAGGACUCUUACGAUCCCCGUGGGAAGAGUGGCCAUCACCGGAGUCUGGAGAGCAAUGGCAGACCAGCCAGUGCCCACUACUAUAGUGACAGUGACUACAGACACGGGACUCGAGCAGAGAAGUAUGGCCCAGGUCCCAUGGGGCCUAAGCAUCCCUCCAAGAGCCUGGCACCAGCUGCCAUCUCCUCAAAACGCAGCAAACAUCGGAAGCAGGGCAUAGAGCAAAAGAUCUCCAAGUUCUCACCUAUCGAAGAGGCCAAGGAUGUGGAGUCUGACCUGGCCUCCUACCCCUCCCCUACAGUCAGCAGCAGCCUAGCCUCUCGGGGCAGGAAGUUCCAGGACGAAAUCACCUAUGGGCUCAAGAAGAACGUGUAUGAGCAGCAGAGGUACUAUGGGGUGUCCAGCCGGGACCCAGUGGAGGAGGAUGACCGCAUGUAUGGAGGGAGUGGCCGGUCCCGGGUGGCAUCUGCAUACAGUGGGGAGAAACUGUCCAGCCAUGACUUCAGCAGCCGGGGCAAGGGAUAUGAGCGGGAACGGGAAGCUGUGGAGAGACUUCAAAAAGCGGGCCCCAAGCCCUCGUCCCUGAGCAUGGCCCAUGGCCGGUCCCGGCCCCCCAUGCGGAGCCAGGCAUCUGAAGAGGAGAGCCCCGUCAGCCCCUUGGGGCGGCCCCGCCCUGCUGGCGGCACUCUCCCUCCUGGGGACUCCUGCCCACAGUUCUGCUCCAGCCACUCCAUGCCUGACGUCCAGGAGCAUGUCAAGGAUGGGCCGCGGGCCCACACAUAUAAGCGUGAGGAGGGCUACAUCCUGGAUGACUCCCACUGCGUAGUUUCCGACAGCGAAGCGUAUCACCUGGGCCAGGAGGAGACAGACUGGUUUGAUAAGCCCCGGGAUGCCCGCUCUGACCGGUUCAGGCACCACGGGGGCCACGCAGUCUCCUCCUCCUCCCAGAAGCGAGGCCCUGCCAGGCACAGCUACCACGACUACGAUGAGCCCCCCGAGGAGGGCCUGUGGCCACAUGAUGAGGGUGGCCCGAGCCGCCACACCUCAGCCAAGGAACACCGGCACCAUGGUGACCAUGGGCGGCACUCAGGCCGCCAUGCUGGCGAGGAGCCGGGCCGGCGUGCUGCCAAACCACACACUCGGGAUCUGGGUCGCCACGAGGCCCGGCCUCACCCUCAGCCCAGCCCUGCCCCAGCCAUGCAGAAGAAGGGUCAGCCUGGGUACCCCAGCUCUGCUGAAUACUCCCAGCCAUCCCGUGCUCCGUCAGCAUACCAUCAUGCCUCUGACAGCAAGAAGGGCUCCCGGCAGGCCCACUCGGGGCCCACUGCACCACAGCCAAAGCCAGAACCCCAGCCGCAGUCACAAGGUCGGCAGGCAGCUCCUGGGCCACAGCAAUCACAGCCGCCACCAUCCAGGCAGACACCCGCAGCAGCAGCAUCACGCCAGCCACAGACACAGCAGCAGCAGCAGCAGCAGCAGCAGCAGCAGCAAAGUCUCGGGCUACAGUCCCCUCAGCAGGCCCCGGUGCAGGCUCGGCUGCAGCAACAGGGCCAGCCAGCCACCCGGGGCCCAGCCCCUGCUGCCAGCCAGCCAGCAGGGAAGGCUCAGCCAGGCCCCACGACAGCCACAGGCACCCAGCCAGCAGGACCGCCACGGGCAGAACAGGCAAAUGGCACAAAAGGGACAGCCAAAGCACCCCAACAGGGGAGGCCUUCUCAGGCCCAGCCCCCACCAGGACCUGGACCUGCAGGCAUGAAGGCCGGAGCCAGGCCUGGAGGGACCCCAGGAGCUCCUGCCGGCCAGCCAGGUGCCGAUGGUGAGAGCGUGCUCUCCAAAAUCCUCCCUGGUGGGGCAGCAGAACAGGCUGGCAAGCUGACAGAAGCUGUCUCUGCUUUUGGCAAAAAGUUCUCCUCAUUCUGGUGACCAUGCCCUGCAGGCAUCUGCAAUCUGGCAAACCCUUGGCCCAAAGACUCACACCAGGUGGGACGUGGCAGGCAGGCCUCCAUUGAGGACGGGAUGUUUUCUAACAGCAGCUGUCUGGGUGAAGCACCUGCUGGACACGUUGGGACCACUGGCCCCGGGGGACCCGUGAUUAUCUUUCCAGAGACCCCGCUCUCCUCAGGGCGCCACCUUCAAGGCAUGGCCUUCGCUGGGAGGGAGGAGCCCUCUCCGGACACCCUGCCACCGCGGCAGUCCUGCUGCUCUUCCCACAGCCGCCUUUCUGCGGCCCGGCCAGCCAGGCUUCCUAUGCGUUAUACACAGAGUUUGGGCGCAGGCUGCCUGUUUUUGAUGGAUGCUGCCCUCCCUCCAUGAUGCCAGAAGUUUUUCCACAGCCUUGGAGAGGGGCUUUGACUGAGGUCUGGGGGCCCCGGGCUCCGUUUCCUUCACAUUCCAGCUGGCCCGGUUCCCUCUGUGGCCGCAGGGCCCUGCUCCCCUCACCCUGCCCUCUGGGUGACAUCGGAGCAGACUUCCAUGUGGCCAGCACGGGGUUGGGAGAACUUUACAAACAUUAGGACCUAACACUGUCUCAUCGCUGAAAUAAGAGGCCAUAGCACCGAAAAGCAGCGUGGGCACUGGCUGAGGCUUCUCCCAGCCCAUGGGUGGCAGCAUGCUAGCAUGCCUGCCACCAUCUCAAAGCCAUCCGCUCCCCCGACCACCUCCCCCAGCCAUUGUGAGCAUCCCAGCGACACCGCCAUCAUCUUGAGCAGCCAGCUCCUUGUUUGUACACCUGGGGAUUUCUUUUGAUUUCAAGAACAGCCUUAAUCAUUUCAGUUUGAUUUACGUGUAUACCUCAUAAGCAGUUUUCUUUUGUUUCACUUUCUCCCCCUUCUUUUUCUUUGCUCGCCUCCUUGCCUCUCCCCCCCACCACCACCUGUGACUGAUGGUUUGGUUUCCUCUCUGCUCUGCCCCUGAUCAACACAGGGAGAAUGUUGACUUAGAAGCAAUAGGGGGCAGCAGGCCACCAAGAGCACAACCCCAGGGCGAGGUCUAGGGAGGCCCCUCAGCCCGCCUCUGUUUACUGUGCAAUCCAGUCCUUCUUAAGCCAUCACCAGUGGGCGUGCUCAGAGCAGAGGGACCAGGGCUCUGCCAGCCGAGGGCAGGGCCCAGAGCCCUGUGCUGGGGAGUAUGGCACCGUCCACCCACCUGGCAGACUGGGUGGCAUUCCUCCCCAAGGCCCUUACCUUGGGGGCCUCCCUUCCUCUUGGGCACCCCCACCAGUCUCAUCUCUAACGUUCUAUGCAAUGAAAUAUAAACCCUCAAAGACAACUGUUAAUAUUUAAUAAAUUCCAUGUUAUGUAUAAGGAGUAAAUUGCAAACAUGCAAUUGAGAAACUGGAUAGAUAAGCUCAUAUCAACCCCCCCGCCCCCUGCUCCCACUGUGUGUGUGAAAUUCUCAGUCUGUGGCAUGUUUGACCUGUGGCAGGACUCGCUGCUGCCAGGCGAGUCACCGCCUGUCCUGCAGUGGAGCAUGCACAGCUCGCAGCCUUUUUGCACGAUUUCAUCCAUUUUAAAUGCUCCACCCUCUUGCUUGGGAGUUCUUUUUGCCUCCGAACCUCUCCUUCAGGAGUGCUUCUAGCUGCCUUCUGCACGAGCUAGUGAGAACCUGCUGGAAUUGUUGCCUGAGCGUGCCAGGCUGCAGGGCGGGCAGUGCAGGGCCUCGCACACCCUGAAGGUUUCUCGGACCAGGAUGGCAGAUGAAAAGAAGCCUUUGGAGUAGACACGCUGGUGGAGCCCAUACAGGAGUAUGUGGGUGAACAUUCUGAAGGUUUGCUGUAGGAUUUCCAUCUGUAAGUCGCUCCCCCUCUCAUCCCAUCCCUGAGCCAGAGGCAUCUGGCCACCCCUUUCAAUGACAUGGCUCAGGCAGAGAGCUGGGCUGUAUCUUUGGCCAGAGACACAGAGACAGGGUCUGGCUAUGUCCUAGGGACCCCAGCUCCUGACUGCACCUGCUCCGUGCCUCUUCUUUGUAGUUGAGGGGCUUCAAGGUCUGUGAGCCAAGAGAUCUAGGCUGGGACAAGGGGUCAGUGGGUGCUCAGUAAGAGCUAGGUCUCUGGCACUUGUGGCGAGGACAGCUGACAGGCAUCUUGGACCAGAGCAGGUGUUCACAUAGACAGUGGCUUCAAGCUGAGUUUCUUGGGAAGCUUUUCAAUAGCAAAAUUCACAGAAGGUUCUUUUGUGACCCUCUUUCCAUCUGUCUCCCGGACCUAAACUCCCUGCCCACCCUCAUCUCUGAAGCCCAAGUAUCACCCUGCUCAUCAGGUUCUCUAUGACUGAGCCGGGAGUGCAGCAGGCAGUGGCUUUCUGACCCCUCGAGGCCUGGCCUUCCUCCAGUUUGCUCUGGUUUGCACCAUGCGUUUCUCAGGGGUCCACAUUUCUCAUACUUUCCUAUAAGCUCUACACAGCCCUUCAGAGGGGGAUCCUGGCCAACCUCUGGGAGCUGUGGAUGGGGCAAGAGGCUGUUGACCUCUGUUUUGGGCCUGUGACCCCGGUCCUCCUGGAUUUGGGCUUCACCCAUCCCCUAGGACAUCUGCCUCAUCCCAGAGAUCAGGUCUGGGCUAUAAGAGCCCAUCUGAGCAAGGGCUAAGGGAGGCCACUAUCCAUCACCUCUGACUACCCAGGGCCAAGCCUGGUGGCUGGACACAUGGGGGACCAAGGCAGGAAUCCUUCCCACUAAAGGCCAGGGGAUGGGACCAGGAACAGGGAACAAGCAGGGAAAGCACAGCAGGUCAGCCUCCAAAGUACAGACUGGGUCAGCGGGCCCAGUCUUAGGCUCUACAAUGUUGACUUUUCAGCAAAUUUCCUUUGUGACCAAGCCUUCUGAGUUUGAAAUUUCUGGCAUCUGCCACUCCCUAUUGUACCCACAGGACACAUCUGUAUCUAUCACCCCUUGUGAAGGUGGCUGGAACAGGCCCCUUUGGGCCACAAGUGUCCUGGCCCUUGUGUAGAUGCAGCUGUGGCUCUGGGGGCACUGCAGCCGGAGGUUGAGGGACCAGCAUUUGGUGCCUUCGGUAGUGGGGGAGCAUUGAGCACAUCUCCAAAUGGGCAGAGUCUCUGGGAUGCAGUCUUCUCCAUACCUGCCUCCUCAGUGUCAUGAGCAAGGGCAUGGUCUCUGCCCACUCCAGGGCCUAAUGCAUUCACUUCACAGCGACAGUCCCCUCCCACCCACCAACUAAGUCCUUGGGAAGAGAGUGUGGUCUCAGGGCCCAUGAUGAGAGGGCAGCAGUGGCAGUAACUGUGGCCUGUCCUGUGGAGCCUGUGCUGAAUUUUCUAGGCAGAUCCUUUGCCAUGGCAGCAUGGCCCUUCCCCUGCCCUCAUGCCACCCUCCCCCCAUAUGUAAAUACUUGUCAUCGUGGACUCCAACAGGGUCAGAGGGACAGGCCUGACCAACUGAAACUCCUCAGAGUUAUCAUCUCUGUCUCCCUGGGUACCAGCAGCCCUGCUGCCAUGUGCACUGGGGUGGCGCUGGAGAGCCAUGGAAAUCGUGAGAUACUGUGUGUGUAUGCAUGUGAACAAGCGUGUGAAUGUGUAUGUGUGUGCGUGUCUGCCCCACUCAGCCUCUGGGAUCAAAUCAGCUCCUGCCCUCCAAGUGCAGUGCCCUGGAGAGUGGUGGCUGCCCAAAGCCUUUUCUCUGCUAGCUUCCAUGUCUUGUUUUUGCUUUCCCCUCACUCCUUCCCUCCCUCCCUCCCUUCUUGCCUCUCUCCCUUUCUUUCCUUCUCUCCUUGGAGGGGGGGAAGAGUGCUGUACAAAGUCAAACAAACAAGUUUACAGUUGUAAGUGCAAUGACCCGAGUCCUCCACAUGACCUUGUGAAUUGUGUGCCGUCCUCCUGUGCUCUGUGAGAACUCGUGGUACUUCAGUGUCCCUCCUCCUGUAUUGUGACAAGGUAAUUCUGUGGUAUCAGAAUAAAAGGACUUGAUAUAAACAACCUA